ACUGACACCGAGUGGUUGUCAUGGUGACCGAGAGACGCGGACCGAACGUCUCUGGCGGUCGAGCAAGCGCCUUGGCUGAUUCGGCCACUCUGUCAGCUGAGCUGUAGGUGGCGCUAUCGAGCUGGAGCGUGUGGAAUUCUUCGCCAAGUUGUGAUGAGGAGGAGACAAGUGACAGAAGACCAUGACGACGUCAGCAAGCUGCCUGACGCGCCAGCUGUGGGUCAUUCAGACAUCAUCGACCACAUUGCAGAAAAAAAUAAGAAGAAACACGACGAUGCAAUACAGCAACUUGACCAAGAGCUGAGAGCCAUCGAUGAGGACCACACAACUCAUGUUGUCUCGGUCAGUCGUCAGCUGGUGUCGUCUCUGAGGGACGUGGACGAGCGCUUGAACACAUUGAGGGACAGUCUGGAUAAACUUCAUGACGCCAGCCUGCAGGGUGUGUGUGAUGUGUGGGACCAGCUGCUGGAGGAGUUGUCCGUGAAGAAGAAAAACAUCAGUCAAUUCCGUCAGAGCCUGCUGGACAGGGAAUGUCUCCAUGGUAGACAGAUAAGAGCAAUCCUGGCCUCAUCCUGCCACGUGCUGGAGAACCUGAGCUUUCUUCCUCCACUCAGUGUCCGCCGACUGAUCCUGGACAAAGCCAUGGGCCUGAACACGUCUCUGUUGAUGGAGCGCCGCAGAAGUGCUCAGCUGGUGCUGCUGCUGCAGGAGGACGUCCUGCGGCAGGAGUCCCUCAUUCGUCUCCAGUGGGAGGACACGCUGUCAGGCUGGAAGACCAGACGGGUCCAGCAGGUGAUAGAUGGUUUCAGGACGUGUUGCCGUGGCGAUGAUGACGAGUGUUUGUGGGCGGAGCAACAAGUGUUUGAGAAAAUGAGACAACGCCUGAGUCACCUGACUGAGCGGCGCCGUGACAUCAUCACCGACAUCAGAGGUCUGGUCCCACCCUCUGUGGAGCUUGUCUCUGAUUGGCUUAACAAAAUGACGGCUGUCAAUCAACAAAUUGAUCGGUUCCACACCCUCCUGCUGGAGCAGGUACGGAACUGCACUGAGCGCGUGCAGGAGCAUCGUCUGGCAAAUAUUGUCCGCUGCAAGGAGGCCCUCGCAGCACUGCAGCUCUCAGAUGAACAGGUUUCUGAGGUUCUGAACUCAGAACUUCUGCCUCUGAUUGGUCAAAGCCAUAGGCACGAUGAAGAACGACAGACUGCUACUGAGGUCUGGUUGAACUCUGUCUCUCGCUCAUCCUACCGUCUCAGCAACUGCGUGUUUGUGGUGAUGCGAGCCGUGGCGUUGCUCUGGGAGAUGUACUGCAGCAGCGUCCAGAGACGAGAGCAGGAACUGGAUCGCCACCUGGACUUUCUCACACACUCCCAGAAGCCUCAGAGGAUGAAUAUAGCAGCAGAACUGAACUUGCUGCUCGCGCGACUUCGUCAAGAGAGCAACAUGGACGCUUUGCUGGCGGCUCUUCACCCGGAGGCCGGCAAAGAAACCACUGAGGCGGAACGGCGUCAAGAGGGCAAAAAGGACGGUCUGCUGACGGAACGGCGCCAGGAGAGUAAGAAGGAAACAAAGCUGUUGGAACGCCGCCAGGAGAGCAAAAAGAAAACGCUUCAGGAACAGAUGAAGGACAUCCAGCAGAAGUGGGGCUCACAGCAAGUGAUGGACCAAAGCAACUCGGUGUUGGACCGCCUCCCGUGGAUCUUCGUGGACGAACUGUCCUCCUACAGUCGAAAUCUGGCCACUUUCUUCCGCCUCAGUGACGCCUUCUCACCGAGUCCAGAAGAACUUCAGAAGCUCCGGCCCCGAUCCAUCGCCAACAUCAACAAGAAAGCCAACAACAAAAACACUCAGGAGCUGUCAGACGAUCGGGCUCCGCGGCGCCAGGACGAUGACGACCCCAUGACCCACGAUUGGCUGAUUGAGGCAGAGACUUGUCUGCGAGACAUCAGUGACUUCAAUGUGUGGGAGAGCUUCACCUCAACAAGGGGCGUGUCCUACACCGGCCCUGCCUUCAGAUGCUCCGCCCCCGACAUGCCGGACUCAGUUCCUCGGGAAACGGACCUGACGGUGUUUGACGUGAAUUUGCUCACUCACACACUCAGCUCGACUCGGACUUUGCUGUUGGAGCACCUGGAGGAGCGCUUCCACGUGGUGCUGACCUCCGCUGGCUCCAUGGUGAAGGAGCGCAAAGAGGCAGUGCGUUUGGACCAGACGCUUCUGAGCAAGGGGCUCAAUCCAGAACUCCUCUGCCUCCACGUGACUGAGCGGCGACUCGCGGAGCUGCAGACACAUCAGCAGUGCUGGGACUCGCACAGACAUCAGGUGACAGAAGAGUUGAAUUCCUGCUUUUCCGACUUCGAGCAGCAUCAGCUGUCAGUCACCUCCAGGAACCAGCUCAUCAGCGACAUGCUGACCUGCAUGGAGGGGGACGUGCAGACGGCCAAGACCAGCCGACGAAGGCUGUCGGAGCUGAGCUCAGCCCUUCAGGACGGAUUGGACAGUCACAUCCGAGACCUUCAGAACCUCCAGUCCUCCUUCAGCGAAUCAGUGCAAAGUCGAGUUCAGUAUUUGCGAGAGGCAACAAAGUCGCUGCUCGGCUCCUUCAGGGUAUUCAGUGAGGGGGGCCACUUCAGUGUUCCGGAGGUGAAGCACUACCAAAAACAGCUGGUAGAAGAGAACAGGAGGAUCAAGGAGAACGAAGAAGCAGUCCACGCCAAACUGGAAGACUUCAGCCGCACCAGCCAGCUGAAGGUGAAAGUGGCCUCUGCGCGACUGGAGGAAAAGUUAUCCAUCAUGCUGUCAGAAGCUGAGUUUCAGGAGAAGGUCCAAGAUAUUAUUACCCGGAGUAGACUUCAGAUGAAGGCUGAGGAAGCCACCAGCGUCCAGCAGCAGUUGAGGAUUAGAGGAAAGCUGGAGCAGCUGAGGAGAAUGAUGGACGACCCGCAGGAAUCCCCUGAUGAAGUAUGUUCGUUCCUGUCCUCCAUCAUCGAUGACCUAAACCGCCGACGCCACUAUCUGGACCACCCACUGGACCCUUCUGAAGGCCAGGCCCCGGAGCAGGAGGUCUAUCUCCAGCUAGCACCUCUCAGUUCCAAAAAGCAGGUGCAGGCUGAGACGCCCUUUGGGUUCCUGCAGCCGUCCAUGGCCAAAACCUGCAUGCUGAAUGACCAAGUUGUGGGCGUGGUCAAAUCCCUUGGUAAAGUGAAGGGGGGCACAGAUCCGGCAGGAGACCCAGGCAUGAGGUCAGAGAAUAAAGUUCACGAGGUCCAAAGUUCGGAGUCUGGUCGACACAGAAGUCACAGGUCUGGCGGGGCAGACAAGCGAAUCCAGGUGUUUGGAUCCAGACCGGCGCCGGACCAGACCCCAGAGUCCUUCCUUGCUAUUGUGACGUCGCUGCUGUGGAGAGCCAAUGACGUGCUGAUGCAGGAGGCGGAGGAGUUCUACCAGACGGAACGCCGGGGUGAACUGCGUCUGCUCCCCAACCGCCAGGACCAUUGGGCUGAGAACAUGCAGCAGAGGCUGCUGGGAUACCUGAGUGGUGCUCACACCCUUCUGAGCAUGUGCAGAGAAGAGUUUGUGCGACAGGAGUGUCACCUGGGUGAGAUCAUGAGUUCACUUCCUGCCGUGUUGAUUCGGAACCAUGAGCGACAGCAGGGGGCGCUGCUGAGACAGGAAGUAAGUCGCGCCAAACUGGAGUUGGAGGAGACGAUGAGCACGAGCGAGACAGUUAAGAUGUCAAAGGUCAAAGAGUUGCGAGCGUGGCUCAGGGGGGAGAAGCUGCAGGAGCUCAUCAGGGUAGAGAACAAGCGACAGGAAGAGUUGCAGAGCGCCAUCUGCUGCUGCCACAAGAAGCUGCAGGAGUAUGUGAAGGUCAGGAGGGAGCAGUUUGUGUCAUCGCUGAUGGUUCUGACGGAGGGGCUGCUUCGCCACAUGGACCAGCUGUUGAUGCCCAACGGAGUGGCGCACGGCACCGCAGUCAGGGCCUGGUCCACUGUGCCCGUGGCCAUCUCCACCUCCAUCGCCAUGUGCAAGGUGGCCAUGGGAAAUGAGAGAGACGCUGCUGUGAAGAGCUUCGAAGAGCUGUGCAGGACACUACUGUCUGACUCCGACUCAGACAAACGAAGACGCCUGAACGAACUGGAGAGCUGGAGGAAACACUGGAGGCACCAGAUACACACCCACACUGAGACACACACAUGAACACACACACACACUGGUGUAACACCUUUAUUAAAAGUUUUAUUAAAAAGAACAUUCCCAUCAGUCACAGAACAGUUUGUGU
This is a messenger RNA of Synchiropus splendidus (mandarinfish), 4279 nucleotides long. It is a transcript of the gene ccdc180, whose product is annotated as coiled-coil domain containing 180. Bases 154 to 4197 code for a protein of 1347 amino acids. The transcript has 34 exons. The record is from RefSeq and is a predicted model, not a curated record. Lineage: Eukaryota; Metazoa; Chordata; Actinopteri; Syngnathiformes; Callionymidae.